Molecule: messenger RNA, 1620 nt
Organism: Sphenostylis stenocarpa
Lineage: Eukaryota; Viridiplantae; Streptophyta; Magnoliopsida; Fabales; Fabaceae
Source: the annotation of a GenBank genome assembly
AUGCCAGGAGGUGGGGGAGCUCCGGCGCCUAAGAUUGAUGAGCCACAGCCACAUCCACCGAAGGAUCAGCUACCGAAUGUUUCGUACUGCAUUACGAGUCCUCCUCCAUGGCCUGAGGCCAUUCUUCUUGGAUUUCAACAUUAUCUUGUGAUGCUCGGUACAACUGUUCUAAUUCCCACUGCUCUAGUUCCCCAGAUGGGAGGUGGCAAUGAGGAGAAGGCCAAAGUUAUUCAAACUGUACUCUUUGUAGCUGGAAUUAACACAUUGCUGCAAACUCUGUUUGGAACUCGAUUGCCUGCAGUAAUUGGAGGGUCUUAUACUUAUGUUGCAACAACCAUCUCUAUUAUUCUUGCUGGUCGUUUCAGUGAUGAGCCAGAUCCUGUAGAGAGAUUCAAAAGGAUAAUGCGGGCAACCCAAGGUGCUCUUAUUGUUGCUUCAACUCUUCAAAUAGUACUUGGCUUUAGUGGUCUCUGGCGUAAUGUUGCAAGGUUUUUAAGUCCACUUUCAGCAGUUCCUUUGGUAUCUCUUGUUGGCUUUGGGCUUUACGAGCUAGGCUUUCCUGGGGUUGCUAAAUGUAUAGAGAUUGGACUGCCUGAGCUCAUAUUACUAGUAUUUGUUUCACAGUUUGUACCCCAUGUUCUUCAUGCAGGAAAACAUGUCUUCGAACGGUUCACUGUUUUAUUUACAGUUGCAAUUGUGUGGUUAUAUGCUUAUCUGCUCACCGUUGGAGGGGCAUACAAUCAUGCUGCACCUAAAACACAAGCAACCUGCCGUACUGAUCGUGCUGGUUUAGUAGAAGCUGCCCCAUGGAUACGAGUUCCAUAUCCAUUUCAAUGGGGAGCACCUACAUUUGAUGCAGGUGAAGCCUUUGCCAUGAUGAUGGCAUCCUUUGUUGCCCUUGUAGAGUCCAGUGGUGCUUUUAUUGCUGUCUAUCGGUAUGCAAGUGCAACACCAUUACCACCAUCUAUUCUUAGUCGUGGCAUCGGUUGGCAGGGAGUUGCCAUCUUGUUAUCAGGAUUGUUUGGAACGGGCAAUGGAUCCUCUGUAUCUGUAGAAAAUGCCGGUCUUUUGGCUUUAACCCGUGUAGGCAGUCGAAGGGUGGUGCAAAUAUCGGCGGGUUUUAUGAUUUUCUUUUCAAUUCUUGGUAAAUUUGGAGCUGUUUUUGCAUCCAUUCCACCUACUAUUGUUGCUGCACUGUACUGCUUGUUCUUCGCUUAUGUUGGAGCGGGAGGUCUAAGUUUUCUUCAAUUCUGCAACCUCAACAGUUUUAGAACAAAGUUUGUAUUAGGCUUCUCCAUCUUCAUUGGCCUGUCUGUUUCACAGUACUUCAACGAGUACACAGCAAUUAAUGGUUAUGGUCCAGUUCACACCAAAGCAAGAUGGUUCAAUGAUAUAAUCAACGUCCCGUUCCAAUCAAAGGCAUUCGUUGCGGGUUGUAUUGCAUAUUUCCUUGAUAACACAAUACAUAAGAAGGAAGGUGCUAUUCGAAAAGACAGAGGAAAACAUUGGUGGGACAAGUACCGCUCCUUCAAGACUGACACACGAAGUUAUAGCUAUAUGAAGUCCUCUUUUGCUAUAGAAUAUUCUAAAACAUUUGUUCUAUUGCUUUUCAUUCUGUAA